AAUAUGAACAAACGAAAGAACAGAUUAGAUUAGAGAGACAGAAAAGUGCAAUUAACUAGCAUGCAAGCUAUGUCCUCCUCGCUUCAAACUAUUCUUCUACAGCAACAAGCUGCUCUAAAACUCCUGCUUGGGGUACUUGUAGUUUCAGCAGCAAUAUUUGUAGCAGCAGCAGCAGAACCCAAUUCCAGCUGCAACAGAACAUGUGGAUCGCUUCAGACAUCCCCUACCCAUUUGGAACAUCUGAAGGUUGCUAUUUUGACUCAUCUUUUCUCAUUACUUGUAACUCCUCCUCCUUCAACUCCAAGACGAGUACUCCAACACCAUUUCUGAGUGUUAGUAACAUAGAGGUACUCAACAUAUCAUUAGAUGGGGAACUACGAGUCUCAGCUUCUGUAGCUCGUAAUUGCCCACAAGAAUCGGACUAUAAUUCCAACGAUGGUAGUACUUAUCUCAACCUACGAGAGUUUCCCAUCUCGUAUACAAAGAACGUGUUCACCGCCGUCGGUUGCGACACUUUGGCACUCAUUAGAAGUUCAGCCUCAGACAAGAAUUAUACGACAGGAUGUGUGUCACUCUGUGAUAGUAUCGACGGUAUGGUUAACAGGUCUUGCUCAGGCUUUGGAUGUUGCCAAACUCCUAUCCCAGAUGGAAUAAAAGAUUUUGCUGUGUCGGUUGGCAGCCUUAGAAACCACUCCAAUGUGGGCAAAUUUAAUCCAUGUGGUUUCGCCUUUGUGGUGGAAAAAACAGAAUACAACUUUUCAACCUUAGAUCUUCAGAAUAUGCAGAAUAAAGAUGCUUUCCCCUUGGUGCUAGAUUGGGCUAUUGGGAACCAGAGAUGCAAAGAUGCCAAGACGAAUACUACAGGCUAUGCAUGUAAGGCAAAUAAUAGCGAAUGUUACAGUUCCACAAACGGUCUUGGGUAUCGCUGCAACUGCUUCUCAGGCUAUCACGAAAACCCAUAUCUCUCUGGCGGUUGCCAAGAUAUCGAUGAGUGUCAAACUGGAAAUCACGAGUGCACUGAUAAUGCAUGCGUCAACCAUGUGGGGUCUUACAACUGUUCUUGCCCCAAGGGGUACCAAGGAGAUGGGUGGAGAAAUGGAAGUAGUUGCAUUCCCGAUAUUCCUAAACCAAGCAAUUCUAAGAAUAUCAUCAUUGCACUAUGUAUCAGUAUAAGUCUUUUAGUCUUGCUGUUGGGAGGUUCUUCAGUACUUUUGGGAUUGAAAAGAAUGAAGCUCAUCAAACUAAAAGAAAAGUACUUCCAACAAAAUGGUGGCUUAAUGUUACAAAAACAUAUUUCGAAUCAUGGAAGGUCUAUGGAGACAACCAAAAUCUUUAGUAAUGACGAGCUUAAAAAAGCCACCAACAAUUAUGAUGAGAACAGAGUCCUUAGCAAAGGAGGUUAUGGAACUGUUUACAAAGGAGUAUUAGCUGACAACAAAGUGGUUGCCAUCAAAAAGUCCAAAAUCUGUGACAAUAGCCAAAUUGAGCAAUUCAUAAAUGAGGUGAUUUUGCUUACCCAAAUCAAUCAUAGAAAUGUGGUUAAACUAAUAGGUUGUUUUCUUGAAACAGAAGUUCCCUUACUUGUUUAUGAAUUCAUCACAAAUGGGACUCUUUCUGACCAUAUUCGUGAUAUAAGUCGUGCUUCUUUUCUUUCAUGGGAAAGACAUUUGAAGAUAGCAAUAGAAAUAGCAAGAGCCCUUGCAUACCUACAUUCUGAAACUUCCAUGCCAAUUAUACAUAGAGAUGUGAAAAGUACAAAUAUACUAUUAGAUGAUAACUACACAGCAAAAGUUGCUGACUUUGGAGCUUCAAGGUUGAUAGCUCUUGAUCAAAUAGAAAUAACCACCUUGGUGCAAGGAACCCUUGGGUACUUAGAUCCUGAAUACUUCCAAACUGGCCAGCUAACAGAAAAAAGUGAUGUGUACAGCUUUGGUGUUGUGUUGGCAGAGCUGCUGACAGGUGAAGAGGCAAUUUCUUCCAAUAGACCUGAAAGUUAUAAAAACCUAGCAAUGUACUUUGGUUCUGCAGUGAAAGAGGACCGUCUACUUCACAUUCUUGAGGAUCACAUUGUCAAUGAGGGUAAUAUUGACCUAUUAAAGGAUGUUGCUAAUCUUACAAAAAGGUGCUUAAGAUUAAGAGGGGAGGAUAGGCCCACUAUGAUGGAAGUGGCAAUGGAACUAGAAGGAUUGAGAAUUAUCAAAAAGCAUCCAUGGGAAAAGGAUAAUCAAACAACAGAAGAAACAGAAUACUUGCUCAGUACACCAACACUCACUUUCAACAUUGAUAUUGGCACCGAUGCUUCCGCAAGUACAACUGGUGGACAUGAUAGCAUGAUAAACCAACUCUUGAAACCCCAUGAAGAUGGCCGAUAAGUAGUUAGUCCACAAUAAUUGAUUUAUAUAAAUCAACUAGAUCAAUUGAACUUCUAUAUGCCUAUUAAUGUGGUGUAUUAAUGUUGUAGACUACCAUAGAGUAUUCUGUACCUAUCUUUGAUUCUCUUUAUUUUACCGAGUAUCUGUAGUUGGAAAUAACUUGCAAUGCUUUUGUGUUGCUCUAGGUGAACAAAUAAGUUUGAUCCUAUCCUAAUGUGAACUAAUAGCGUACUUUUCCCUUGAUGUUUUUCCAAUAUUCUUGCCGAUUUAAGAAUGUUAAUGUAAUCAAAGUUCAUGUACAACUUGUAGUGUCUUUC
This is a messenger RNA of Carya illinoinensis, 2689 nucleotides long. RefSeq names its product putative wall-associated receptor kinase-like 16. Gene Ontology annotation, cellular component: plasma membrane. Gene Ontology annotation, biological process: cell surface receptor signaling pathway; protein phosphorylation. The transcript is spliced from 3 exons. NCBI's taxonomy places the organism in Eukaryota, Viridiplantae, Streptophyta, Magnoliopsida, Fagales, Juglandaceae. Gene Ontology annotation, molecular function: protein serine/threonine kinase activity; calcium ion binding; ATP binding. The record is from RefSeq and is a predicted model, not a curated record. The coding region runs from base 201 to 2372 and encodes 723 amino acids.